This is a messenger RNA of Phytophthora sojae, 393 nucleotides long. RefSeq names its product pirin-like protein. The record is from RefSeq and is a predicted model, not a curated record. The coding region runs from base 1 to 393 and encodes 130 amino acids. NCBI's taxonomy places the organism in Eukaryota, Oomycota, Peronosporomycetes, Peronosporales, Peronosporaceae. The transcript has a single exon.
AUGAUCGAGCCACGUUACCAAGAAAUCCUGCGUGAGUCGGUGCCGCAUGCUUUCAACGAAGACAAGAGCGUCGAGGCGCUCGUGUUUGCGGGUCAAGUGUUUGGGAAGAGCGGGCCAGUUGAGACCGAGGCGCCUGUCACCUACGUUCACUUCAUGCUGAGCGCAGGCGCGAAGCUCGAAUACCCCGUCCCGGCAAGCCACACCGUUUUCGUCUACGCCGUGGCUGGAACAGGAAAAUGUACUGGUCACUCGAUUGUCCCGCACGAGGCCAUCGUGAUGGAGAAAGAUGGCGACGGCGUGCUUCUUACGGCAGCGAAGGACGAUAAGCUGGAGGUGAUCGUGAUCACUGGCGAACCCUGGAUGAGCCAGUGGUGCAGUACGGGCCGUUCGUGA